Colletotrichum acutatum is the source of this 917-nucleotide messenger RNA. RefSeq lists its product as uncharacterized. The coding region runs from base 219 to 686 and encodes 155 amino acids. NCBI's taxonomy places the organism in Eukaryota, Fungi, Ascomycota, Sordariomycetes, Glomerellales, Glomerellaceae. The transcript has a single exon. The record is from RefSeq and is a predicted model, not a curated record.
GGGGCAGCACCAAACCAUGUCUGGACUCUAGAGUAUGAAGACUCGGGGGGAACGACAAUUGCCAAAAUGACCAAAAUACCCAACACGAAGCUCACUCUUUUGGAGUGUGUGUACGGAGCAUACCGAACCAUGUAUUUCAAACAUUGAAAAAACGAGGGCUGCAAGAUUUGUGCUGAGGGAAUUAAAAACACGGCAUCGCAAUAAAACCCUAUUACCACAUGCACUGGCUACCUACCUACCUAGAAGUUGAAGUUGCAUUUGCAGUGAAUUUGUUGUUCUGGUCUGUCUGCAAUCAGCUGCCACUUGCUGCCUUUUUGCCAAGCAAUAGCAAGAAAGGCAGAAAGAGUGAAUCAGCACCGCACUUGCAGUCUUGCAGUCCGCGAGCCUGCAGCACUGCAGCAGCGCCUCACUCUUUCUACAUACCUGAGAUUGGCUCCUGCCUGUCCGCCAAGAUCUUCAAACACCUUACUUUGAUCUCGCCAAGUCCGACAUCCCAAAUCUUAUCAUCCCCUUUUUGCGCUUCAUCCGCCUUUGCCUACUUUCGCGCUGGAUUCCGUCCAUCUACGGCCUGCUUGGGUUUUCUUUUUGCUUGCCGCUGCCACUGCCUCACAUACACCAUCUGGCAUCCACCCCGCGUCUUGUCCUCCCUACCUACGGAUACAGGCUACAGGCUACCUUGCGGAUAAUACCCUUUUCGCAGGAAGCUUCCCGUCGUCUUCCCUGUCCACGGAGUAUUCCCAUUGCAGAUUGCAGAAACAACACGCACACCACACACACACACACACACACACACAAAGACCCCGAAAAACCACCUUAGACCACACACAUCAAUUGCACCUUAUUCUGCAACCUGCGGCCUUCCCUUGUUUCUCUCAGGCUCUUGGCCAUCCAUCACUCCGGCCCUUUCGCCCACCUGA